This is a messenger RNA of Octopus sinensis (East Asian common octopus), 453 nucleotides long. Its product is annotated as secreted RxLR effector protein 78-like. NCBI's taxonomy places the organism in Eukaryota, Metazoa, Mollusca, Cephalopoda, Octopoda, Octopodidae. The transcript has a single exon. The record is from RefSeq and is a predicted model, not a curated record. The coding region runs from base 1 to 453 and encodes 150 amino acids.
AUGGACCAAUGUAAAGCGUUUGAUAGGGUAGACCACCAGUACCUGGGGGCGGUCCUCGAAGCGGCUGGGCUGGGUCUGGACUUCCGUAGGUGGAUCUCCGCCAAGUAUAGCGGCAUAAAAUCCACCGUCCAGAUUAACGGCUACCUGUCGGAGCCGUUUUCGAUCAAGCGCUCAGUUCGUCAAGGGUGUCCCCUGUCUCCGCUUCUGUACGUGUUGGCUCUUAAGCCAUUGCUGCAGAAGUUAGAGAAGUUGGGAGGCAACUCUAAUGAAAUCGGAUGCGCUAAGUCGAUCUCUGCUUAUGCGGAUGACAUAACUUUCAUCGUGUCCAAUGAAGUGCAACUAACAUGUGUAGAGGACGCUAUCAAAGGAUACGAGGUGGUUGCAGGGCAAAAGUUAACAAAGGCAAGUCAUCUUCGUGCUAAAUCAGUACUGCCACGUUAUGUUGGCAAAUAA